Messenger RNA from Schistosoma guineensis, 1935 nucleotides. The record is from the annotation of a GenBank genome assembly. NCBI's taxonomy places the organism in Eukaryota, Metazoa, Platyhelminthes, Trematoda, Strigeidida, Schistosomatidae.
CCAUUUUACUUUCCAAAACUACUUGACCCUCAUUCAUUCAGAGUACUUAGAGAUUGGGGAAUUAAUGUUAUACGCUUAGAAUUCAACUGGAUAGCAUUAAAACCACAGGAAAACGAAAUCAAUCGAGAGUACUUAGAUAUCAUUGAAAGGAUUAUCGACAAUGCUGGAUUAUAUGGAGUUUAUAUCAUCAUUGAUUUGCAUCAAGAUGGAUUAUCGAAACGUCUAGGUGCAAUUGAUGCUGUGCCUAAUUGGUUUAUGGAUAAAAUAAAGCGACCACCAUAUUUAUUUCAAUACCCUUGGCCACUAACGAAAGAUCCGAGUAAAAGCCAAUGGUUUCUAACGUACGCCACAUAUGAGAGUGCACAUGUAUUUGAAAGUAUAUAUAAAAAUGUUUCAGGAAUAUGGAAUUAUUUUGCAGAAUAUUGGAUGAUAACAACUAGUCGUUUCGGGAAGAAAGAUAAUGUUUUAGGUUAUAAUUUGAUAAAUGAACCACCACCUGGAAAUUUUUAUUUAAAUCCAUUCCUUCUUUUGCCUAAUAAUGCAGGUCACAGUCUCUUAUCAUUUUAUGAUUAUUUGGUAAAUGUUAUUCGCCAAACAGACAAGAAUACAUUGAUAUUUUACGAGAGUGUAACUUAUGGAAUAUAUUUUCCAUUUGUUAAUGGAAUACCUGGUACUGGUAUCCAACGUGUUCCCGGUUUAUUACAAGAUGAGACGGCCAGAAAGAAGAGUGUAUUAUCUUAUCAUUACUACUGUUGGUUGUUGGAAUCGACACCAUCUACAGAGAAUAUGCCAUCAUGGAAACGAUAUUUGUGUGAUAAACUUCUCUUGAAUUAUGCAUUCAAUAAUGCGAGAAGUAUAGUUAAAUACACUGGUGGAGGACGGUUUUUAACAGAAUUCGGUCUGUGUCUUCCUGAUGGCAAUCCAGAUUCAAUAAAUACGGUUGAAUGUAACGCUGUGAUGAAUGCAGCCGACAGGAACUUCGAAUCCUGGACUUAUUGGGACGGAAAUGAAUUAUUUCCCAACUUAAUUGUAGACAACAUUUCCUUGAGAUCAUUCAGUCGUACAUAUCCACAAUCAACUGCCGGUCAACCUGUCAAACUGAGAUUCGAUGUCGAUUCAGGUGUGUUUUAUUAUGCUUUUGUACCCACACAGAAGUAUUGUACAAACGUGGACACAGCAUUGUUAGUUGCAGAGAUUUUUGUUCCAAUGUCGAUUCAUUAUCCAAAUGGAGUGAGAACUCGUUUUGUACCAGAACAAUUAUAUUAUAAAAUGUAUGAAAAUAAUACUAAUUUAAUGUUUGUCUAUGCACCAUGUACGUUGAUCAACACAAAUAUUGAACUUAUGGAAAUAACGAUCAUACCAAACCAAACACAAUAUAAGCAUUCAGACAACAAUUAGUCAUUUACCAACUUAUUCGAAAUCUGUAUCAAUAUUGUUAAUUGUGAACUCCUUGAUAUUUUCACAUCUUUCAACAUAUUUUGACUAAAGAAAUAUCACAUGAUAAAAUUUGAAUCAUUACUGUAAUACACCUAGACUACAAUAAACUGCAUACGUUGUGUCAAACUAAUAACACAUUAAUCAUUUUGUUCAUUGACCAAUCACAUAUUACAUUUAUGACUGAAUCGUAAGAAAUUGUGAAAAAGCAGACGUUCAAUGUUCUCCAAUUCCAAGUGAUUAUCAUUACUUUUACGUUCAAAUGAUUAUGACGUACAGUUAAAUUAUUUAGAAAAUUUCAAAUACCACAAAAAUAAAAUGUUUCUCAUCAAAACCCAUUUUCGCUUCCAAUGCCUUAAUAUUCUAUAUAUUCGACAUGUUUCAAAUUUCCCUACUCAUUAAAUUCUCAAUUGUUAACGUGAUCUUCUGUAGAUGUGAUCAUAAAAUAGUCACGUAUUUUCUAUAAAACAUAAAAGUCUGUAUAUAUUGUUGUUCCAAAAA